Molecule: messenger RNA, 1572 nt
Organism: Brassica rapa (field mustard)
Lineage: Eukaryota; Viridiplantae; Streptophyta; Magnoliopsida; Brassicales; Brassicaceae
Product: zinc finger BED domain-containing protein RICESLEEPER 2-like
Molecular function (GO): protein dimerization activity; DNA binding
Source: RefSeq, a predicted model, not a curated record
GCUUUAGGUUCUGAUCAGGCUUUUGUGUUAGAUGGAGAGUUUUUACACAUGAGAUGCAGUGCCCAUAUCAUUAACUUGAUAGUUAGAGAUGGAAUGGCUGAAAUAGAUCAGAGUGUAGUUGCUAUCCGUAAUGCUGUCUCUUAUGUUAGAUCACAUACUAACAAGUUGAGAUCUUUUGAGCUAAAAGUUGACUCCGGUAAGAUUACAAGGGGAAGUCUUCCGUUGGAUGUGAAGACAAGGUGGAAUUCAACUUAUCUAAUGUUGACAACAGCUCAAAAGUUCAAGGUGGCUUUCGAUAAGAUGGAAGCAGAAGACAGGCUCUACAAUGAUCACUUCUCUGAGUUUGAAAAUGGAGCAUCAAGGGUCGGGCCUCCUCAGCAAAGGGAUUGGAGUGUUGUUGAGAAGUUAUGUCAAUUUCUUAUCAUCUUCUACAACUCGACACUGGUGGUCUCGGCUUCAACUUCACUCAAUUCACAUAAGUGCUAUGGUGAGAUUGUAACCAUUGCGACUAAUCUAUUAGAACUCUCCAGCAGCCCUGAUUCUGAGAUGAGGUCUAAGGCGUCAGAUAUGCUCAAGAAGUUUGAGAAGUAUUGGGAUUGCAUGAAAAAUAUUAACAUGAUGUUAAUUGUGGCCACUGUUUUCGACCCCAGCAACAAGUUGGAGCUUGCCAAGAUGUGUUUUGAAGAGUUAUAUGGGCUAGAGACUACUGAGUAUAAGGAGAUGUAUGACUCCUUGAUUUGUGUCUUGAGGAGUUUGUUCAGAGAGUACAGUUCAAGACAUGGAGCCGCUGGAGCCGCGCUUAAUCCAAGUGACCAAUCUUCCCAGUCUAACAACUCAAGUAAGUCUAGAGACCAAUGUAUUGAAAGGAUGGAUCUUGUGGACGACUGUGUGGGUUACAAACGAAUGGACGUCAGGUACAAGCAGAAACUCAACGAAAUAGGGGUUAGAGAAAAGAAGGAUGAGCUGGAAACAUACCUCAAAGAGUCUGUGGAACAUCCUCACCUGAUGAUUGGAAUGGAGUAUGAUGUGCUCUCAUGGUGGAAAAAGAACUCAGCUAAGUAUCCUAUCUUGUCUUCGGUUGCUCGGGAUGUCUUGGCUUUACAAGUCUCGUCAGUUGCUUCAGAGAGUGCCUUUAGUACAUCUGGUCGGCUUCUCGAACCACACCGGAGCUCUCUCACCCAUUACAUGGUGGAGGUUUUAAUGUGCACAGAGCAGUGGUUGAAGCAAGACAUAAAGAUGGAGUCAAGAGUGCUUUCAAAUGCUCAGAUACUAGCUGAUCUUGAAGAAGUGGACAUGCUUGAAAGAGAGUGUGGAGACACAAUAGUUCCAGAAGAAGACUAAGGCUUUGUUGCUGCUUAAGAAGAUCAUGGCUAUGUGAACACUUUGUUUCUUUGUUUCGGUUUGAGGUUUAUGCUUUUUUUUUUUGCAAUUUGAUCACUUUCUUUCGGCUUGAAUGUUGGUUUUAAGUUUAGACACAAAUUGUCUUGUUUUGUUGUGUCUAAAAAUUUUCAGUUGGGUUUUGGUGUGUUUGAACUCGUUUUGUUUCAAUGAAAUUUUCGGAUGUUCGGUUUA